UUCCCGGCCCCCUCCCUGCCCCCGGCCCCAGACCUGGACCCGGAUCCAGACCCCGAGCCCGAGCAGCGGCACUCCCACGAGGAGCAGUAUGUGAGUGAGGGCGAGUCCAGCCAGCUUGACACACAACCGGCGCCACCUGACUGCAGGGACGCCGAGACCAUCACAGAUGUGUGCAACAGCACUGACUUGCCGGAGUUUGAGAUCAUCAGUCUUCUGGAGGAGCAGUUGCCGGUGUACCGUUUGCGGGCUGAUACCGUCUAUGGCUACGACCACGAUGACUGGCUGCACACUCCCCUUGUUGCACCGGACGCCAGGCUCGACCUGACCACCGAGCAGAUCGAAGAGACACUCAAAUACUUCUUGCUAUGUGCAGACAGAGUGGGCCAGAUGACGAAGACCUACAAUGACAUUGACGCCGUCACACGUCUGUUGGAGGAGAAAGAGAGAGAUUUGGAGUUGGCUGCAAGGAUCGGCCAGUCGCUUCUUAAGAAGAACCGAACUCUGACUGAGCAGAAUGACUAUCUGGAGAUACAAGUGGGACAAAUCACAGAGGAGGUGGCCCAGCUGCAUCAUGAGCUGAACCUGAAGGAUGAGCUGCUGCAGUUUUACACCAAUGCAGCUGAGGAGAGCGAGGAUGAGUCCAGCAGCUCCCCAACGGGUAAGACGAGUAAAUUGGAAACAGCUUCGGGAGCCUUUGUGAGUGACACACUCCAGAGGAAACUCAAAGAGCUGGAAGAAGAGAACCUGACUCUCCGCUCAGAGGCUAGCCAUCUAAAGUCAGAGACGGAAACUUAUGAAGAAAAGGAGCAGCAGCUCGUCAAUGACUGUGUGAAAGAACUCAGGUUGUCCAGUCUCCAAAUCUCUGCCAUAGCGGAGGAACUGGCUCGUAAGACUGAGGAUGCCUCCCGGCAGCAGGAAGAGAUCACGCACCUCCUCUCUCAGAUAGUGGAUCUGCAAAAGAAAGCCAAAUCUUAUGCAGUGGAGAAUGAGGAGCUCUCUCAACACCUGAUGGCAGCUAAAGAUGCCCAAAGGCAACUUACAGCGGAGCUCCAGGAGUUGGAGGAGAAGUACUCAGAGUGUAUUGAGAUGCUGCAUGAAGCUCAGGAGGAGCUGAAGAACUUGAGGAACAGACACUACACUGCAGGAACACCUCGACGCUACCACCCCCUGGGACUGUACCCGAUGGAUUCCCUGGCAGCUGAGAUUGAGGGAACGAUGAGGAAGGAGUUGAGUCUGGACGACCCGGAGUGCGAAGAACAGAAAAUCCAUCGUAAGCGUGUUUUUGAGACGGUCAAAACCGUCAACCAGACAGUCCGUCAGCGUUCACUGACUCCAACCAGCGCCAACAUCCCCGGCUCCAACCAGUCUCUGUCUGCUCGUACGUCACCACAGUCCAGCGGCCUCUCCACGCCCCACUCCAGUAUGUACGGAGGUGACGUCAGCGGAGACAGCGUGGCCCUUGACAACCGUGCUCAGAGCAUCCUGAUGGAGGCAGCAUCUAAUCGGGAUAGCAGCUCAGAGGGCCGAGAGAAGAAGGCGAGUGGUGCUGAGGACCUGAGGCUGGCGCUGCGCCGCCUGUCUCUGCGUCGACAAAACAACCUGAGUGAGAGGCGCUUCUUUGAAGAGGAGAGGGAGCGGAGGCGGGGAGGACAUGGAGGACUGCAGGAUGCUCUGGGCGAGGAGAGUGCGUUGACCCCCUCCGAAAGCAUCAUGUCCCUUGGGAACCUCCACCUGUGGGCCACACGAGGGCCCUACCUCCCUGACAAACUCCAGAUCGUCAAACCACUUGAAGGCUCUGCCACCCUGCACCACUGGCAGCAGUUAGCCCAGCCUCACCUCGGUGUGAUUCUGGACGCCAGGCCAGGAGUCGUGCCAAAGGGUUACAGACCCCUUGAACUAGAGCUGGAGCAGGUAUAUCCUUGGGGUGGCUUUGAAGAGGAUGAACCAGGCGAGCAAUACUUCCAGAAUCUGCCCACGUCCUCAGCCUCUGCCUCACCAGCCGUGCCCUCCACCUCUGGUACCAGCGACAGCAGCCUCGGGCAGCCUCCACCCAGCCUCGCUCCACUUUUUCUUUCCUCUCCAUCCCCAUCGCCACAUCUCAGCAACACUGAUGCCCUGGCUGCAUAUUACCCAGGUAAAUGCAUGGCCCAUACCAGCUCUACCUACACCUUCACAACUUGCCGGAUCCUUCACCCAACCGAUGAACAGACGCGGGUCACGCCAAGUCUAAACCCAGUCCCAGCGUCAGCCUCCUGUGUGAUGACCAGCACUCUGUUGGGUACUCCUGCUGCAACACCCUGCACGCCCCGUAGGCUCAGUCUCAGGCCCUCCGAAUCCUCAACCAACCUCAGAGAUGCAACACGCACCACCAGCACCUCCCUGGGGUUAGUGCGCCUUCUCCAGGAGCGAGGGAUCUCAGCAGCGAUGUAUCACCAGAGCCAGGGCCUGGAGCAUGGUCAGAGCAGCGGAGGAGUCUUACUCAGCACCUCCAUUGCCCCUAACCGAGCAACCAACCCUGACCCUCUGCGCCCCUCUACCCCUCCCAACUCGCCUACAGGACUGGGUGCUUCAGCUGUGCUAACCUCUGAAGGUUUUGACUUUAAGAGUCCUUCUUACGACAACUUCCUGGCCUCUAAACCGGCCCGUUCUAUUCUGAAGGAGGUGACUGGGGGUAUGAGGGGUAGGCAGAGAGGGAGGGACUGCGAAAGCCAAACGGACGUUAGCGUGACCGUCCACAACCUCAACCUGCUGGACAAAGUGAAGCGGCUGGGUGUGGCUGGAGCUCCAGGAGGCAGAGCAAUGAGUCCCAGUCCCAUGCUGGGGCCUCUGGGUGGGCUUCGCAGAUCUGGCUCCCCUUUUGGGCCCGAUGGAAUAAGGAGGAACCGGAGUUAUCCAGGCAUGGUUGGGGCCAGCAUGGCCAUGAAAGCCCCCGGGCCCCAGGAGUAGUCUGGACUGCUGCUGGCCAAGUAGGAGCCAGGCAGGGCCAAGGACUGACUGUUGAGCAGUCACUACUGUGGUACCACACUGACAUGAUCAGCUUUAUAGUGCUUUUAGGUGGCGACUCAUUCUUGAAUUAAAAGCAAAGUAACUUAAAAGGCUGAUUUAUCCAAAAUACAAAAAAACAUAAUUUAUUACUUACCUCUACCGAUAUAUAGCCAUGCAGGUAGAUCUGAUUUUUUUUUUUUUUUUUGAGAAAUUUCUCAAUACAAAAAGGAUUUUUAUUUUUCUGUCCCUGUUAAUCUGGGUAAUCCAUAGACCUCAAUGUGAAGUGCUAAUUAAAACCCCUUUCUACCAAUUUAAAGAAAAGUUCAACAUUUUGGGAACUACUCUGUUUUACUUACUUUCUGAGAGUUAGAUGAGAAAAUUCAUAACACUCUCAUGUUUGUGCAUUAAGUAUGAAGCUGGAAUCAGGAAGUGUUUAACUUAGUUUAGCAUAGUCAAGACUGGAUGCAAGGAGAAACAGCUAUUUCAGCUCUGUCUAAAGUUCAAAAAUACGCUGACCAACACUUCUAAAGUUUGCUAAUUAACAUAUUGUAUCUCGUUUGUUUAAUUAGGUGUAAAAUGACAGUUUGUGGUUUUAGAGGGAGUUACAUGGUGUAGCAGUUUCUUGGCGAGCACCUGUUUAUCCUCAUUGUUCGUGGCAGGCAAUGGUUACAGCAACUCCACCUGAAAUCACAAAUUUAUCAUUUUUAAUUGACAUUUCUUUUUUUGUAUGGAUUUUAUAUAUUAGUGAGCUUCCGGAUGUGCUGGUAAGUAGAUUUUUUUUUUAACUUAUUAGAGAGCCAGGCCAGCUGUUUCCCCUAUUUCAAUCUUUAUGCUAAAUUAAGCUAAUCACAGUUUUUCCCUAGCUCUGGCUAGCAUACUUAAUACCAAAACAUGGGAGGGGUGUCAAUCUUGUCAUCUAACUUUCAAAACAAAAAGAGGAAUAUCGUGUUUCCCAAAUUGUAAAACUAUUCCUUUUACUAGUCUCUAGGGUAGGACAUUUCUCAACAACUAUUAGAUAUAUUUGCCUUGAAAUCUGGUCCAGACAUUCAUUGUUUCAAGAAGAUGAAUUCUGAUCAUUUUGGUGAUCCCUUGACUUUUCAUGUCUUGCCACUACAAGGUUGACAUUUGUAGUUUUCAGUAACAGUUGGGCUGCUUGCCAUCAAAUUUGGUACAGACAAGUACAUCCCCUUUAGGAUUAAUUUGAAUAACUUUAGUGAUCCUCUGACUUUUCCUCCAGUGCCAUUAGCAGGUUAGAAUUUUAAUUUGUCCAAUACUUUUGAUUUUGCCCAAAUGUCUGCAAAACUGAAAACAUUUCUACCAGUCCCAGCCGUACUUUGGUGUUAACUACCAAAUCUUAGCAUGCUAACACACUAAACUAAGAUGUUGAACAUGCACCAGCUAAACAAUUGGCAUGGUCAUUGUGAGCAUAUUAGUAUGGUGACGUUGGCAUUUAGCUAAAAGCACUUUGUUAGUUUUGUAAGUUUUGAAACAGAUAGCUAAAAAUCUGGGCACAUAAAACUUAUUUUAUAUCAUUUUUUAUGUAAUUGGGUGAACUGACCCAUUAUGCAGAAUAUCUUGAAAGAGAUAAAUCCAAAAACUAUGUAGUCAAAGCUGCAAAUAUCUCCCACUGCUAGCCACUCACAUCCCCUGCUUCGGAGACUGACUCUGCUGGCUAGAUGUAGUCCCACUCAUUGCUUUUCUGAAUCACAUCCACAAAAUCCCAUGCACUGUCAGACAUACACAGGUGCACUCUGUGAGAUCUGCCACCGCACUAGUUGGCUAUUUGUAGUUACUUUAGCACUAAACCAUGCCUUUCUUCCUCCAUAUUACUGGAAUGAAAUCCAGGAAGGAAUUGUAAAAAUUUCACCAAAUACAUGAAAACAUGUCAUCCCCACUCUCACCAUCUCCCCUCUUACCCCUUCCUAAAUCUCCUGAAGUGAUUAGGUGUGAGCCUGACAAGUCACUUUCAACAAAUCAUUGAAUAGAUUUUAUGUCAGUAUUAAAGAUACUCUGAUUUAGUUUCCUAAUUGGCCAUUAGACAGUGAAGUUGAUGGUGCUUCCAAUGAACUGGACAGAUCAAUACGCUGAAUUCACAGCUCAGAAAGAGAAUGGAGAGAGGGAAGAGGGAAGUGAUUGUGGCUAAUCAGCUUUUGUGGUUGGAAGCUUUCGGACAUUUUCCUUAAGGGAUCCUUGGUGAAAUAAAGCAAUAUAGUGCCUCAAUCAUCUGUUUAUAAAGAUUUAUGUUCUUCUGUAGCUGUCACAGACAUCGUUGCACUUGUUUUUAUUUAUUUUAAAAAUCUUAUCCUGAAUUUAAGCUAUUUCUUAUAAAAAUAUGUUGUCUCACACACUGUAUAUACUGUUCAUUGUCACUGAAAUUUCAGUAAUGGCACACUUAUAAAGGAACUGUUAUGUGUAGUGCAUAACCAAGAACCACACAUCACUGUAAGUAUUGGGGUGAGCAUGAAAUUAGGGUAUUUUCCAAAUAAAAAGUCAUCAAACAAAAAAUUUUAUUUUGUGAUUUUCCUCCCGAAACUAUGAUUCAUUCAAAACUGGGGCAAUUAUGUAUUUUUGUAUGUGUUUUAUUAUAUAAAAGUAAAAGAAUCCCAGGCAUAAAAUCAUUAUUUACCCUCCUCCAGCAGAUGGAGCUCACAAAUAACUCAGCACAGCAAAUAGUCAGUAUGUGUAGGUCAUUGCUUUUAUACGUCUAUCCACGUGGUCCCAUUCAGCGUCAGUA
Molecule: messenger RNA, 5719 nt
Organism: Xiphias gladius (swordfish)
Lineage: Eukaryota; Metazoa; Chordata; Actinopteri; Istiophoriformes; Xiphiidae
Product: trafficking kinesin-binding protein 1-like
Exons: 18
Coding region: 388-2946 (852 amino acids)
Biological process (GO): neurogenesis; anterograde axonal transport of mitochondrion; endosome to lysosome transport
Cellular component (GO): dendrite
Molecular function (GO): GABA receptor binding
Source: RefSeq, a predicted model, not a curated record